Molecule: messenger RNA, 1345 nt
Organism: Hipposideros armiger (great roundleaf bat)
Lineage: Eukaryota; Metazoa; Chordata; Mammalia; Chiroptera; Hipposideridae
Gene: LYNX1
Product: Ly6/neurotoxin 1
Exons: 5
Coding region: 129-635 (168 amino acids)
Cellular component (GO): plasma membrane
Source: RefSeq, a predicted model, not a curated record
GUCCAGACCCGGACAGGGACCAGAGCGCGGCCGCGGCUGGAGGUUUCUCCCCGCUGCUAGGAGUUCCGGCCAUGGCCGUGACUCAGACCUGAGAGCCCAGGCAGGACUCUGGAGGUCUUCCUGGAAGAAUGGUCCCUGGCUGGGCCUUGAAAGUAGCUGGAAGUGGGGGACCUACGCAGGGACACUCCAGGAGCAAAGGAGAAUGGGGAGCACCCCAGCCUGAGUUGACUCCAGGAGCAGCUGCCACCCACCUCCCCUCUCCCGCUCUGCCCUCGCCUCCAGCCAUGGCGCCCCUGCUCGCCCUGCUCCUGGUGGCUCUGGUGGGCCUGCCUCUGGCCCAGGCCCUGGACUGCCACGUGUGCUCCUACAAUGGGGAGAACUGCUUCAACCCGAUGCGCUGCCCAUCCAUGGUCACCUACUGCAUGACCACACGCACUUACUACACCCCGACCAAGAUGAAGGUGAGCAAGUCCUGCGUGCCCAGCUGCUUCGAGACCGUGUAUGAUGGUUACUCUAAGCACGCAUCCACCACCGUCUGCUGCCAGUAUGACCUCUGUAAUGGUGCUGGCCUCGCCACCCCAGGGACUCUGGCCCUGGCUCCCAUACUCCUGGCCACCCUCUGGGGUCUGCUCUGAAACCCUGGCCCUCCCCCCCAUCCCCAGCCCCCAGCCCCUCUGGAGGACAGAGCUGUGAGAGGCACACCCCACCUCCCAGGUGCUGUCCCUGAGAACCCCUCAGACACACCCAGAACUGUCUGCAAGAGGACGCUGGACCUCCCCCAACCACCUUUCCCCCAGGCCAUGACCUUCCCAUUUCAAAAGGCCCAUGUGGGACUGGGCCUCCCGGAGAGGUCUGGCCUUGGUGGAAGAGCUUGGUCUGCUUGUCCCAGGAUGGGACAUCCAGCAAAGCAUUCUUUUUGAGGGGGGUCCUCAGUCGGCCAAGGAACACUGAUUUGCAGGGAGGCAUGCCUGCCCUUCCUGGCAGCCCUGGGCGCAGGUGUGGCAUGAGGCCCAUGUGAGGAAGACCUUUGUUCCCAGCUGUCCUAGGGAGGAGUGCCAGGCAGCCUUGGUGUUAGAUAGGACAAGGGACUCAGGUCUGAGUGGUUUCUACUAAAUGCUAUUGCUAAAUGCUAAAAUGCAGUAUUUUGCAAACACAGUUAUAACUGGAUGAGCUUGACCUGAGCCAUAACCAGAUAAGUUUAGCUAACUUACAAAGAAGAAAUGAACAUGUAAUUAACCAAAUAGUGUAUGUAAGCAAUGGCUAAGCCUCCCUUCAGGGAGACAGCUUUGAACGUGAAUCCCCUGUCUCCUUUGUUUGUCAAGUAAAUAAAACUACCUAAGGACUA